AUAAUUAUUAGGGUUGUUCUUCGUUCCCGGUAGUCGGGAAAUUCGAGACGUUUUUAAAUCCUCCCUCCUCCCCUCGUGGCGCUGUCUCCCCGAAAACUUAUCCCUGUAGCCCCCCCCCCACCCCCAGUGGGGAGCAAUCAUAAUAAUUAUCUUGUAAUAUUUUCUUCUUCACAUUUUUCUAUUUUCUAGGUAUCAUUGUCGGAUGAAUAUUUAAAUAAGAAGACUGGACGUAAAAGCCAAACUUAUAGAAUUACAUACCGAAGUAUGGACCGUCCACUUUCCAAAGAAGAAGUUAAUGUUAUUCAUAAGAAGAUUGAAUCUUAUUUAGUUGACAAAUUUGGAAUGGACAUUCAAAGAAAAAACGUUUUUAUGGAUGAGCCUAUUUUAGCACUCAUUUCUCUUACAUUAUUUGUUGGCUCCUAUUUUGCUGGUUGCAUUCCUUUGUUUUUUACUUUGAAUGAGAAAAGAAUUCGAAUUGCUAGUAUAUUUGGUGCGGGUCUUUUGGUUGGCACUGCUCUUUGUGUAAUAAUUCCUGAAGGAGUUUCUGCACUUUUGGAGUCAUCUAAUUCUCAUUUAGAGAAUCAACAAAUAAUAAAUCAGCCAGUCCAAGCAAAACUUUCUGAACAGAUGGCUUUGAAUAUACCUAAACCUGCAGUAGUUCCUCUUGUCAAUGAUGAUCAGCGAUUGAGGAAUCAGCGAAAUGAGGGAAAAGUUGAUAAUAAAAAUAAAGAUAAUAAUGUUGCACCAAUCGAAAAUAAUAAGAUUAAAGAAGAAAACAACAAAAAUUUAGCAAAAUUUCCUAAAAAACGUGAAGUCUUAUACAAUAAAAAUCAUCCAGAUAAACAUUUUGAUGAAAGUCAGCAUAAAAAUAGUAUUGAUGGGAAAAUUGGUUUUCCUCUUCUGAUUGGAUUUUUAUUUAUGUUUGUAAUUGAACAAUUAACAAAAAUGGGGACAUAUGGCAGAAAUAAUAGUAAAAGUGUUUCUACAAUUGGGUUGGUUAUUCAUGCAUUUGCUGACGGAAUAGCUAUGGGAAGCGCGUCAAGUGCCGGAUCCAAAUUGGAAAUGCAAAUGCUCGUUUUUGUUGCUAUUAUGUUACAUAAGGCCCCCGCAGCAUUUGCUCUUACCAGUAUUCUUUUGGCACAAGGUCUAGACAAAUUGAGGAUACGCCGGCAUUUACUAAUAUUUUCGUUGGCUGCUCCAAUUGGAACUGUUGUUACCUACGCUUUACUUCAAAUGACUUCUGGAACAGUUGAAGGACCUAUGACGGGAGAAACACUUCCAUCUUCGAAUGUUACUGGCUUAAUUUUGCUCUUUUCUGCGGGCACUUUUCUUUAUAUUGCGACUGUUCAUGUUAUGCCAGAAUUAAUGGAAUCCCGAUGUUCUUCAAUCCAAAAUUCUGGAAUGAAUGGAAGUCGAGAAUUAUUACUUGGAGGACUAAGUACUUCACAAUCUUCUGGGAGACCUUCAAUCUUUGAUAUUUUAAUUUUCUGUGUUUCUGCAUUAAUUCCUGCUUUCAUUUCUUCAAUAAGCCAUGGAGGACAUGGACAUUGA
Meloidogyne enterolobii is the source of this 1551-nucleotide messenger RNA. The record is from the annotation of a GenBank genome assembly. Lineage: Eukaryota; Metazoa; Nematoda; Chromadorea; Rhabditida; Meloidogynidae.